GUGGUUUUUGGUGAUGUGUUCUCGUCUGCGUUACUACUAUAUUACACUAAUAGUUAUUAGUGUUAUUACCCUCAUUACAGUGAAACGUCAAACGAAUGACGACGUCGGCGAUCGUUCGAUACGAAUAUCGUACUGCGAUGCCAUUCUGAACCGCCGGUGACUGCGACUUAUUACUUACCGAUCGCAUCUAUAGACGUCCGUCGCGCGUAUACGCACAUACAUGACAUUGGCGGUACUCUGCCGUCGCUUUCAACCGUCACCUCCGGACACUGGCCAAGACGAUUCAGAGCUGUUAUGAUAGUGCUGUUUGUGCGCAGGUAGACCAGGAAAGUUUUUUGCUCUCUUUCUUUUCCGAGUCGUUCCGCCAUAAUGUUUCGCAGCAAGUUCCGUCUGCAUACUUGCAAGAUAAUCAUUGCCACGUCGCUGCUGUGGAUCUUCAUUGACAUUAUGGUGCUCAUGUACUACACCGAUUGCAUUGGUCCAAACUGCAAGACGAAGAGCAACUCUGUCGGAAAUUCCGACGGCAGUGUUGAUGAUCUGUUUGACGCCACCCCAGCACCACGAAUGGGAUGGGGACCUGUGCAGGACAACAUGCUUAAUCGUUUCAAGCACAGUGGCGAUCAUAGCGAUGACACCACAUAUCCUAGUCACCUGUUGAAGCGUUGGAAGCCAAUGCCUCCAGUACGUGAAAAGCGCGGUAAACACGGCGAAGGAGGACGAGGCGUCACUAUGAAACCUGAGCAAGAAGCCAUCAUGAAACAAAAAUUCAAAGAGAAUCAAUUUAACAUAAUAGCUAGCGAUAUGAUCUCACUAAAUCGAUCUUUACAAGACAUAAGACAAGGAGAAUGCAAAACUAAACAAUAUCCCACGUUAAUGCCCACUACUUCAAUAGUAAUUGUGUUUCAUAAUGAAGCAUGGUCCACUCUUUUGAGGACUGUAUGGAGUGUCAUCAACCGAUCACCUCGAUCCCUCUUAAAAGAAAUUUUGUUGGUAGAUGAUGCUAGUGAAAGAGAUUUUCUGGGGAAAAAAUUGGAAGACUAUGUUGCCACUCUUCCCGUAGAAACUAAAGUACUAAGAACAGAAAAACGUUCUGGUCUGAUAAGAGCUCGAUUACUGGGGGCCAAACAUGUUACAGGCCAAGUGAUAACAUUUUUGGAUGCGCAUUGUGAAUGUGCUGAUGGUUGGCUUGAACCACUUCUAGCUAGAAUUGUACUAAACAGAAAAACUGUUGUGUGUCCAGUAAUUGAUGUUAUAUCAGACGAUACAUUUGAAUAUGUUACCGCAUCUGAUAUGACCUGGGGUGGAUUCAAUUGGAAACUAAAUUUUAGAUGGUACCGAGUUCCUCAAAGAGAAAUGACACGACGUAAUCAAGAUCGUACAGCACCAUUAAGAACUCCUACAAUGGCUGGUGGAUUAUUUUCUAUUGAUAAAGAUUAUUUUUAUGAAUUAGGCUCAUACGAUGAAGGAAUGGAUAUAUGGGGUGGUGAGAAUCUUGAAAUGUCAUUCAGAGUGUGGCAAUGUGGCGGCACACUGGAAAUAAUACCAUGUUCACACGUAGGUCACGUAUUUCGUGACAAGUCGCCAUACUCAUUUCCGGGAGGCGUAUCGAAAAUCGUGUUACACAAUGCAGCACGUGUAGCUGAGGUUUGGAUGGACGAAUGGAGAAAUUUCUAUUAUGCAAUGAAUCCAGGUGCAUCUAAUGUUGAAGUUGGAGAUGUUUCUGAACGUUUGGCUUUAAGAGAAAAGUUAAAGUGCAAGUCUUUCCGUUGGUACUUGGAAAACAUUUAUCCUGAAUCACAAAUGCCACUUGAUUACUAUUAUCUAGGAGAGAUAAAAAAUGUUGACUCCCAACAAUGUCUUGAUACAAUGUCACGAAAAAGCGGUGAAAAAGUUGGCAUGAGUUAUUGUCAUGGUCUUGGUGGCAAUCAAGUUUUUGCAUAUACUAAACGGUCACAAAUUAUGUCUGAUGAUAAUUGUUUAGAUGCUUCCAACAUUGUCGGACCAGUUAGUCUAAUCAGAUGCCAUGGUCUUGAGGGCAACCAAGCCUGGGUUUAUGAUUCAAAGGAAAUGACAAUAAAACAUAAAACUACAGAUCAAUGUUUGGAGCAUUCAAUGUCUGCUGAUCAGUAUGCUGCCAUAUUAAAUGAAUGUGAUGGUUCACGUAGCCAACAAUGGACAAUGAAGAGUAAUUUUCACUGGCAAGCUAGCUCAAGAUAACGUAAUCUAAUUUUUUAUUCUUUAUUUUAAUAAUGUGUUAUUUGUUUAUGUAUUCAUAUAUACAUUUUGGGGAUCAAAAUAUUUACUUAUAAGUUCUUAUGAACAAAAAAAUCUACUUAAAUAAAAAUAAAAAAACCUUAUUUACCACCGAACAAAUCAGAAUCAUAAGUAAUAAAAUCCAUGACAAUUUGAAAAUACUUAUAAAAGAAUCGUAAGAAUUUCUAUUUUGUGACAUUUAAUCCUUGCCCAAAACAUUACACUUUUUAUAAUAAGCACUAAUAUAAUAACACGAUGAAAGGAUUCAGUGAAAACACUUGUGAUAUUUACAUAUUAUAAUAUAAGUUAUACUUAAUAUUAUAUUUUGUAUGAUAAUAAAUUUAUAAAAUAAUUUUCCUUCCUUAUAAAAAUAAUAAUAUAACCUAUGAUUUAAAAUUGAAAUACAUAAUAUAUUAUGUAUCUGUUACAUAUAUCUGCUUUUCUUUUUUUAUACAAACAAAUUCAAUAUAGUCAUUAAACGCUCAAAAUUAUAUCCCAUAUGGAGUUGUGAAUGUAAUAUAUUAAGUUUGGUACACUUAUAUGAUGCUAUUAAUAUUGUAUGGUUAAUUAUGAAUAUUAACAUAUGAUAAGAUGGAUACUAACAGUAUAUAAAAAAAAAAAUUGUCAUUAGUCUAUACUAUUUAUAGUCAAUAAAACAAUUUUCAUUUGUUGUA
Molecule: messenger RNA, 2927 nt
Organism: Rhopalosiphum maidis (corn leaf aphid)
Lineage: Eukaryota; Metazoa; Arthropoda; Insecta; Hemiptera; Aphididae
Product: polypeptide N-acetylgalactosaminyltransferase 5-like
Cellular component (GO): Golgi apparatus
Source: RefSeq, a predicted model, not a curated record